Messenger RNA from Lagenorhynchus albirostris (white-beaked dolphin), 3893 nucleotides. RefSeq names its product phosphatidylinositol 4-kinase beta (gene PI4KB). The transcript is spliced from 14 exons. Lineage: Eukaryota; Metazoa; Chordata; Mammalia; Artiodactyla; Delphinidae. Bases 662 to 3181 code for a protein of 839 amino acids. Gene Ontology annotation, molecular function: 1-phosphatidylinositol 4-kinase activity. Gene Ontology annotation, cellular component: membrane; cytoplasm. The record is from RefSeq and is a predicted model, not a curated record. Gene Ontology annotation, biological process: phosphatidylinositol-mediated signaling; phosphatidylinositol phosphate biosynthetic process.
GUCGGAGAAGCAAGAAAGCAUAGUCCACGAAGAAGGGCCUGAACUCAGAAGAAAAUCGAGAUCUGCUGGGGAUUUUUCUUUUUUUUUUUGGUCUUGGUUGUGCGAGGGAGGAAGAAAAAGUUGUGAGGCCCGGUCGAAAGUGAGGCAGCGCGAAGGCCCCCUCAGGCGGCGCCGAGGGCAGCCCCGGCAGCCGGGGCCUGGUGCAGCCGCCGCGGCCGCUGUCAGGGAAGCGCAGGCGGCCAAUGGAACCCGGGAGCCGCCGCUGCUGCUGAGGCGGCGGUGUCGGCAGCCCGACCCCGACCGCCCGCACCCCCUCCGCCGGGGUCCCCCGGAGGAGCAGCUUCACUCCUUGGAAGCACCCCCAAAGAGAAGUCAUAUUUCCCCUAGUUUCCCUGCUUCCUUCUCAGCGCUGGGUCCACACUGCACAAGAACAUGUUUGUUGAAUGCCAUCUAAAGCAGCAAAUUGAGAUUCUUUGAUUUGGGGAAGAAGUUUGAGAGGGACCUCUCAGUAACUGGCAUGAGACAAGAGAGGGCCUAGUUCAAGUGCAUUUGGAGCUUGCAGCAGGAGGGAACAAUUCAGAGAGAGCUGCCACAGCACCUGAGAAAGGGAGAAUGAUGUCAUGAAGUCAGACGAACAGAGAAAUGGCACAGUUCAGCAGGGAUGAUGGUUGUUUUAGAGCUUUUUCUUCUCAGUGAAGCCUGCCUGGAAGCUCGAAGUCUGGCUGUGGCCAUGGGGGACACGGUAGUGGAGCCUGCCCCGCUGAAGCCAACUUCUGAGCCCACUCCUGGCCCAUCAGGGAACAAUGGGGGCUCCUUGCUAAGUGUCAUCACGGAGGGGGUCGGGGAACUAUCAGUGAUUGACCCUGAGGUGGCCCAGAAGGCCUGCCAGGAGGUGCUGGAGAAAGUCAAGCUUUUGCAUGGAGGCGUGGCCAUCUCUAGCAGAGGCACCCCACUGGAGUUGGUCAAUGGGGAUGGUGUGGACAGUGAGAUCCGUUGCCUGGACGAUCCACCCUCUCAAAUAAGGGAGGAGGAAGAUGAGAUGGGGGCCACAGUGGCCUCGGGCACAGCCAAGGGAGCAAGAAGGCGGCGGCAGAACAACUCAGCCAAACAGUCUUGGCUGCUGAGGCUGUUUGAGUCGAAACUAUUUGACAUCUCCAUGGCCAUUUCAUACCUGUAUAACUCCAAGGAGCCUGGAGUGCAAGCGUACAUCGGCAACCGGCUCUUCUGCUUUCGUAAUGAGGACGUGGACUUCUAUUUGCCCCAGUUGCUUAACAUGUACAUUCACAUGGAUGAGGACGUGGGUGAUGCCAUCAAGCCCUACAUCGUCCACCGUUGCCGCCAGAGCAUUAACUUUUCUCUCCAGUGUGCCCUGUUGCUGGGGGCCUACUCUUCAGACAUGCACAUUUCCACUCAACGACACUCCCGCGGGACCAAGCUCCGGAAGCUAAUCCUCUCAGAUGAGCUGAAGCCAGCUCACCGAAAGAGGGAGCUGCCCUCCUUGAGCCCAGCCCCUGACACAGGGCUGUCUCCCUCUAAAAGGACUCACCAGCGCUCUAAGUCAGAUGCCACCGCCAGCAUAAGUCUCAGCAGCAACCUGAAACGAACAGCCAGCAAUCCUAAAGUGGAGAAUGAGGAUGAGGAGCUCUCCUCCAGCACCGAGAGUAUUGAUAUUUCAUUCAGUUCCCCCGUCAGACUGGCUCCCGAGCGAGAAUUCAUCAAGUCCCUGAUGGCGAUUGGCAAGCGGCUGGCCACGCUCCCCACCAAGGAACAGAAAACACAGCGGCUGAUCUCAGAGCUCUCCCUGCUGAACCAUAAGCUCCCUGCCCGAGUCUGGCUGCCCACUGCUGCCUUUGACCACCACGUGGUCCGCGUGCCCCACACCCAGGCUGUUGUCCUCAACUCUAAGGACAAGGCUCCCUACCUGAUCUAUGUGGAAGUCCUCGAAUGUGAAAACUUCGACACCACCAACGUCCCCGCCCGGAUCCCGGAGAACCGAAUUCGUAGCACCCGGUCUGUAGAGAACCUGCCCGAAUGCGGCAUCACCCACGAGCAGCGGGCAGGCAGCUUCAGCACUGUGCCCAACUAUGACAACGAUGAUGAGGCCUGGUCAGUGGAUGACAUAGGCGAGCUGCAGGUGGAGCUCCCUGAAGUGCACACCAACAGCUGUGACAACAUCUCCCAGUUCUCCGUGGACAGCAUCACCAGCCAGGAGAGCAAGGAGCCUGUGUUCAUUGCAGCAGGCGACAUCCGACGGCGCCUUUCGGAGCAGCUGGCUCACACCCCCACAGCCUUCAAACGAGACCCAGAAGACCCUUCUGCAGUUGCUCUCAAAGAGCCCUGGCAGGAGAAAGUGCGGCGCAUUAGAGAGGGCUCCCCCUAUGGCCAUCUCCCCAAUUGGCGGCUCCUGUCAGUCAUUGUCAAGUGUGGGGAUGACCUUCGGCAGGAGCUGCUGGCCUUCCAGGUGUUGAAGCAACUGCAGUCCAUUUGGGAACAGGAGCGAGUCCCCCUGUGGAUCAAGCCAUACAAGAUUCUUGUGAUUUCGGCCGACAGUGGCAUGAUUGAACCAGUGGUCAAUGCUGUGUCUAUCCACCAGGUGAAGAAACAGUCACAGCUCUCCUUGCUCGAUUACUUCCUGCAGGAGCAUGGCAGUUACACUACUGAGGCAUUCCUCAGUGCCCAGCGCAAUUUUGUGCAGAGUUGUGCUGGCUACUGCUUGGUCUGCUACCUGCUGCAAGUCAAGGACAGACACAAUGGGAAUAUCCUGUUGGACGCAGAAGGCCACAUCAUCCACAUCGACUUUGGCUUCAUCCUGUCCAGCUCACCCCGAAACCUGGGCUUUGAGACAUCAGCCUUUAAGCUGACCACAGAGUUUGUAGACGUGAUGGGCGGCCUGGAUGGCGACAUGUUCAACUACUACAAGAUGCUGAUGCUGCAGGGGCUGAUUGCUGCUCGGAAACACAUGGAUAAGGUGGUGCAGAUCGUGGAGAUCAUGCAGCAAGGUUCUCAGCUUCCUUGCUUCCAUGGCUCCAGUACCAUUCGCAACCUCAAGGAGAGGUUCCACAUGAGCAUGACUGAGGAGCAGCUCCAGCUGCUCGUGGAGCAGAUGGUGGACGGCAGCAUGCGGUCUAUCACCACCAAACUCUACGAUGGCUUCCAGUACCUCACCAACGGCAUCAUGUGACAUCCUCCUUCUCAGGCCCCGGAGCAGCGGGGGAUUCAGGGGACCCUCCCUGGGAAGGCCCUUGUCAGAGAAACCCUAAACCAGGAAGCCCCACCCACCCAGCCAUCCACCAAGGGAAAUGGAAGGCAAGAAAUACAGAGGAUCAUGUGGUAACUGUAGAGCUUGCCGGGGGGUUGGGAGAACCAGCCGUGGGGUCCAGACUUGCUGGGGCUUCCCUGCCACCCCCCACCAGUUGUGUCAGUAUUACCACCUGACAGACUCCAGGGCUCACUGCUCUCCAGAGAACAGAAGUGAUAAAUGUGAGGGACACUGGGGCCUUUCUUCUCCUCACUAGGGUUCGAGAGGUUCUUUCCGCAGGCCAUCCUCUUAAUGUGUCCUGGGUCCCAGGAAGGAGAAAAGAGUAGGUUCUUGGUACUAAGGACUUGAUCCUGUGGUUGGCCUUUGGCCAUGCUGCUGCCCAACUCUGUCACCUCCCAGGGACUGACCCCUAGCCCGAGUUCCCCUUGGUAGGUGGGCUUUGGCAUAGGGUCCUGCACUUGCUGAGGUUCCCCAUCCCAGGAGUGAGGAAGGGAAGAAUCACAGCCCCUCCAGUCUGAGGGUAUUGGCCUAGCUGUGGGGAAUUCCUUGCCCUUAUCCUUUCCCCACACCCAGGGAAAUAGCUCUCAAUUUUUUAUUUUUAAUUUUUGUUUGAAAUAAAGUCCUUAGUUAGCCA